This is a messenger RNA of Hippopotamus amphibius kiboko, 3692 nucleotides long. RefSeq names its product GTPase, IMAP family member 8 (gene GIMAP8). Gene Ontology annotation, cellular component: endoplasmic reticulum. The transcript is spliced from 6 exons. Gene Ontology annotation, molecular function: GTP binding. Bases 193 to 2256 code for a protein of 687 amino acids. NCBI's taxonomy places the organism in Eukaryota, Metazoa, Chordata, Mammalia, Artiodactyla, Hippopotamidae. The record is from RefSeq and is a predicted model, not a curated record.
GCGGCUCAGCCGGGUCCCCUCAGCUGUAGCGGAGCUCCGCCCCCACCUCCCACCAGCCUUAGGCCGCUCGGGAAACACGCUUUGUCAGGAAGAUCCCGACCCUGCGAGGCUGGUCCAGCCCCGGCUUUCCUCUCCCCGCGCGGCUCCUCCAUCCUCUGAGGGGACAGAGCGGCCGCUUCAUCCAGCCGAGCGAUGGAGGGACGGCCGCAGGCAGAACCUGGAGGUUCUGCGACUGUGACAGGCGAGGGGACAGGACCGAGAACCAGUGGAAGCCUGUGUCAGGAGAGAGAGUCAGAGGAGGGCUUCUCCACGUUGGAACUGAGGCUUCUUCUCUUAGGGAAACGUGGCGCAGGGAAAAGUGCCACAGGAAACACCAUUCUGGGCAGAGAUGCGUUCAACUCCAGAUUCAGUGAGCAGAUGGUGACUGAAAUGUGCCAGAGAGAGAGUGGGGUCACGGAGGCGGGGAAGGUUAUGGUCAUCGACACCCCUGACCUUUUCUCCUCGAAAGCUUGUGCCGGUGACAAGGAGCGGCGCAACAUUGAGCGCUGUCUGGAGCUCUCGGCUCCCAGCCUGCACGCCCUGCUUCUGGUAAUUCCCAUCGGCUAUUAUAAGGCGGAAGACCAAGAAACAGUCAAGGGCAUCCAGAAAGUGUUUGGAGCUAAAGCCAGGAGGCACAUCAUUAUAGUCUUUACUCGGAAGGAAGAUUUGGAGGAUAGCUUGCUGGAAGAGUACAUCAAAAAUGACAAGUCUCUUAAGGACUUGGUUCAGUGCUGUGGCGGACGAUACUGUGCUUUCAACAACAAGGCAAGCAAGGAUGAGCGGGAUGCCCAGGUGAAGGAGCUCCUCAGCAAGGUCAAGCGUAUAGUGGAUGAGAACAAAGAACCAUACUGGGUGAACUUGAGAUAUGAAGACAGUGGAUUCCAGGAUUGUGUGAGUGAAGCUGCAUCUCAGAGGGAGGACCAUCCACAUGGAUCAGGGGAGGAGCAUCACCAGGCCACAGGAUGUGAACCAAACCCUGGGCUGCCAACACUGAAGGUCCUGCUCGUGGGGAAGCAUGGCGUGGGAAAAAGUACAGCAGGAAACAGCCUUUUGGGGAAGCGGGCCUUUGAGACCAAAUACAGUGAAAAGCCAGUAACCCAGAGAUGUAAGUCUGAGAGCAGAACCUGGAAAGGGAGAAAAGUUUUGAUCAUUGAUACUCCAGACUUCUCAUCUCCAAAGGAUGUGAAACAAGACCUGUUGCGCAAUGCCUUUCCAGGUCCCCAUGCCUUCCUACUUGUGACCCCACUGGGCUCUUUCAAUGAGAAAGAUCACAAGGUGCUGAAUACCAUUGAAAAGAUUUUUGGACGGAAAUUCAUUGAGCACGUGAUUGUUCUCCUUACCAGGAAAGAAGAUCUAGGGGAUCAGGAUCUAGAUGAGUUCUUAAAAAGCAGAAGUGGAGAGCUCUACAAGCUCAUCGAGGAAUGUAAAAACCGACACAGCAUCUUUAACUACAGAGAAGAAGAGGAACCGCAGGUGGAUGAGCUCCUGCAAAAAAUUGUGAGCAUGGUGCAGCAGAAUAAGGGCAAGCUUUGCACCUUCAAAGGAAAAGAGUCCCUGAAUAUUAUCCUUGUGGGGAGGAGUGGGACUGGGAAGAGCGCCAGUGGGAACACCAUCCUCGGAAGGCCGGAGUUCCACUCUCAACUGGGAGCACAGCCGGUCACCAGGACGUGCCAGAGUGGUAGGAGGACGUGGGACGGGCAGGAUGUUGUGGUUGUGGACACUCCUUUGCCCUGUCUGGAGUCCAGAGCUGCAGGGGGUUCACCCCAGCUACUGGAUGAGGUCAAACGCUACUAUAAAGAAGGGAGUACAGUUCUGGUCCUGGUAUUACAGCUGGGACGGAUCACUCAAGAGGACAAAACAGCAAUGGCAAAAUUAGAGACCAUCUUUGGAGCAGAAGCUAUGAAAAACACGAUUGUGCUAUUCACCCGCAAGGAAGACUUAGGGACUGGGAAGCUUAAACAUUAUGUCCAAAACACAAAUAACAGAUAUCUUAAGAACAUAAUUGAACAAUGUAAGGGGAGAUAUUGUGCUUUUAAUAACAGAGAAACUGGCCAAGCCAGGGAAGAGCAGGCAGGAGAGCUUUUGUCAGAGGUCAGUAACCUGAUAAAGUGCUUUGAAGAGUGUGAAUAUACCCAUCCAUUGGAGAAUGUAGGGAAAAUAAUGAAAAGUUUCCAGCCCCCCAAGUUAGUAGAAAAUUUAAAAACUAUGUUACUAUAAAAUUACUAAACAAUUUAAAAAGUAUGUAAGUUACUAUAGGAAGCCUCCAAAAUUACUGAAUAAUUUAAAAAGUAAAUUACUAUAGGAAGCGAAAAUGCCUGGGGUCUCUUUAAGUUAGAGAUACCCUCAGGCUACAAGCAUGGGGUGGGGCAUGGUAGGACUGGUGGGACGGGAAGAGGGUCCACAACUUUGAGGGCUUGAGAGGUAAAUGUAUCUCACCUUGUGGCGCUUCGGGUCUUUGCAGGUAAAUAAAUUGUCAGGUUGGGGCAGGUAGUAGGGGUUGAUAAAGGAGAAAGAAGAAAUGAGGUGGGGAAAUCUGGGAAAAGGCUUCAGAGAUUAGGCCAGUAUUAAGCAAAUCACAAGAAUCACUUCAUCUGUGUAGGUAGAUUGGAGUCAGGACAGACACUGGGACUGAGGCCAAGACCAGCCUGAGGUCAGAAUACAAUACUCACACGAGAACCAUGGGAUUCAGAUGCAUGAGAGUAAGGCAAUGUCCAGACAACUCCUAGGCAUGGCAGAACAGAGAUGCUGGAUUCCUGUGGGCCUCUCUGUUGCCCAGCACUGCUUGCCAGGUGCCCUGAGCUACCCAUGUCCACUGGGGCAAAUCUCAGGGCCUUCCAUUCCUCACAUGGUGGCUGCUCCUUACUUCUUUCCUCAUUCCAAGCUUGAAUGUGGAACCCAGUCGACCCUCCUUUGCUGUCCCUAAGGAAAUGAACAGGAGUCUGAAGUAUCAAAAGUUUUUAUUGCUAAUCAUUCACAGUGGAAUAGACUAGAACAAAAACUAGAAGUGUGGUAAAAUUGCCAAGGUUAGACAAUCUUGCAAAAAUUUAAAAUUCUAAGUGGGAUUCUAGAUUUCCUCUAGAAAAAGUUAUUGAAAACUCCUUUAUACUUCUCUCUCUCUUUUUCUUUCUCCCUCCCUCCUCCCCACUCUUGUCCCUGAGGCUUAGGAAUUAGGUUAAAACUCAAAGAACUCAAAUAAUAAUGGCUUAAACACAUAAGGGGUUUAUUGGGUCUUACGUCAAGAAGUCUAGGAUUAGGCAGUCUGGGACAAGUGUGACAUCGACUUUCCAGCUUCUUUCUGCCCCCACCCAUCAGCAGGCAGCCUCUACACUUAAGGUUGCUUCUUGGUUCCAAGAUGGCUGUGUCCUACUCACAGCUGAGCAGGUUAUGUUGAGAGCUGCCCAGUGUGGGUGAUAUAUGAGAACCAUGGAAUCUUCUCCCAGUUAGGUGUAAGGUCAGAUGUUUUCAAUAUUAACCACUUUAUACACACUCUGAGGACGUGAUCUAUGUCAUCUGCUUUGUAAAACUUUCAAAGUAUCAGGUUACCUCAAGAUUAACCCAUUUAUGAGAGCAUGGACUGUCACCAUUAAUACUUUUGUACUCUAUGUAACCCUUAACAUGAUAAAUUCUGGAAAAUGUGUGUAAAUAUAUUCAGU